UACUCCGGCGGGCGCCAUGACACCGGAAGUACGUUCCUUUCAACCGGAGGUAAAUAAGGGAAAUCCCAGAAUGACGUCAUUCCUAAUUCAAAACAUGGCGGAACUUGUGCGAAUAGCGUUUCACGUCUCCUCUUACUUUCUUCUCAUUUCUACGAUUUUCAGGGAAACUUGUGCAGAUCUGAACACUUUCCAAGAAGCGACAGACUUCAUAGAAGAGAAGGCGUCAAGGAUUUGUCAAGAUUUCGCCGACAGACUGCAGAGUUUUGACGUUUCUAAUAGAACUGAUUUCGGCAGGUGCCCCUUUUCACCCAGAGAACCGGCACAUGACGCGUUCGCAUCGGGAGAUAUUCUGCCCGGGUUGGGGGAUAAUGCAGACUAUGGGAGACAGAUCACGGAACGAGCUUCUUCUGUUUUCUACUCGGAACAGAUCGCGGCGGAAAUCCGGCCUUGGGAGCAGGAAACGGCGAGGCGCUUGUCUCAUGUCGAAGAUCAGGCCCUGCAGGAUACCCUGUGUCUAACCGGUACCCUGCUGCCCAGCUGGGAGGAUGUGUAUACAGGUGGACAGGGCGGUGUCAGGUGGACCAGGUACCUGGAUACCAGAACUGGUCUCAGCCGGAUAUUUCCUGGGAUCACCAUGUCUCCUGACCAGUCCAGGAACUUAAGUAUGGAUGCCAGACUGAGCCAGGCAUAUGUGCAGAUGGUCUCCCCUCAGAAGGAUGUGGUGAUUGUUGUUGACAUCACCAUGGUAACCCACCAGUCCCUUAUGAGACAGGCACUGUCAGUUCUCAUCCAGACUCUGAGCCCCAGGGACAAAAUAGCAGUCAUCAUUAAUGGGGACCUACAGCUCUCACAACUGCAGCAGGUGUCUUUACCCUUCCCUUUGUCAGACUUAUUGGACAAGAUUAUUCCUCAUGACAUGAGCCAGGAAGAUACCAAGUCAGCUCUACAGGCAGGGGUGGCAGUCCUGCAGGACAGCAGUGCCUGUAUGAAGGCAGUCCUGUAUCUAACAGACCAUGCAGUCGGCAUGGAAACAGUACAAAAUGUCCUGAUGGGACUACCAGAAGACAUCCAGAUUUUCACGUACACCUUCAACCCCAGCAUCAAUCCCAGAAUCCCCAAACACCUGGCCUGUGCCACCAAUGGUUCAUGGGAACCCAUCACUGAUGAUGUUACCAUGGUGACCAGACUGACAAGAUAUUAUGGGAUGCAUCAUCCUUUUAAUUCAAGUGCAGCAAGAUGGACCAGUAUUGUUCCUGACAGGUUAUCAGCUGGUAACCUGUCAUCACGUUGCUGUGCUGUGACACACCCGACAUUACAUGACCCCCUGCGGAGUUUGUUCGGUGUCCUCUGUGUCGACUUAUCUGUGAACAAACUACAGCAGGCUAGGGCUACUGAUGUCAAUGUUUUAGAAAAUAAAGCAUCAGUGGGCUCAGCAUGUCCUGUUCAAAAGUACAGUAAGGAUGAACUUGAGCAACUGCGACCAGUGGAGUCCAAGUGUGGCCAUUUAGAGGUGACCACAGGAGGGGAGCUGAGGGAGUUUAUAGAGCGAGCUGUCAGGACAACAGCAGGAGCACUAGAGACGGCUGCUCAGGUAGUGAAGCUGCUACCUACAUGUCCCUACAUCAACACACAGUACGACUCCUGUACUAACACCACGCCAGGCAUGGUACCUGACCAGCGGUACCACCAGCCAGUCUCCAAUGGUACCAGUAACAUCCACCUGACCCCACAGGCCAGGGCACUCUACAGAAAUAGAUCAGACUCUGAUCCAUACAAGGCUCUGGUAGACUCGUUAUGUGUGUCUAGUAGUGCUGAGAUAGACUGGGUCUCAGUCUUCCAGCAGAACAGUGGAGCCAGGUGGCAGUUCUUCAUUGAUGGCCCAACAGGCUACACCAGGCUAUAUCCAAGUGUCAACGACCUUCCUGAGUCCUGUCAAGCAGGCAGUGGUGUUGACCCAAGGAGCCAGUCGUGGUAUGCAGGUAUGACCUCACCAGCCAAGGAUGUGGCCAUCAUAGUAGACCCAGCGGUAGACUACGGUCUGGACAUCCUGAAGGCUGCAGCCAAACUGGCUGUCAACACCAUCUCCAAGUACGACACAGGACAGCUGAUUGUUGCUAGGCAACAGCUCCAAACUGAUGGCUUUCAGCAGGGAACAGAGACCAACAGACAGACAUGGCUCCAGGCUGUGGACAGCAUCAUGUCACCAACACACAGCAGUACACAGGAUCUCAUCUCAGCCAUCACAACCGCCAUUGGUCACUUCAAAACCAAGCAUCAACAGGAGGGCACCAAAUGUUUCCCUGUGCUGCUGUUGCUGACCAAUCGCCAUCUCGACCUGGCUGUCCUACAUGAAACAGCACGGGAGAACACACCACAUCUCGGUGUCAGGGUCUUCACCUUCACAUUUGGGCAGCUUGCUGAUGACCCGGUUGCUAAGCAACUGGCAUGCGACCACAAAGGAUCAUGGGCCAUGGUGAAGACUAUGGAGGACCUGCAUCAAAUCAGGGAAUAUUAUGGGAUGUUGAGCCCAGGAGAGCAUGUUGGGAACGUUCUUUGGAGUGAAGCAUACAACUUUCAGUAUGAUGGAGACGUCCGGGGCACCACAGGCUGCCUGCCUGUGUACAAUGUGUCCAGUGAGUACCUGUCUCUGCUGGGACUCAGCUGUGUACAUGUAGAUGAGAUAGACCUGCAGGGGCUCACAGAUGGACAGGACAUGUUUGCGGAGCUUACGGCCGCCUCCACCAAGCAGUGUCCAACUACUCCAUUCGAUGAGGAGGAUAUCCAGAAGCUGCGCAGUCCGGAGGCCAAGUGUCCGGCCAGGAUCAGUCUUACGGCCACCGAGCUGAGGGGUCUGGCAGAGCAGGCGAUCAGGCAGGCAGCUGAGGAGUAUGAGAUCGGAUAUGUGGUGGCCCAGCAGACCCCAGAUAUCUGCCCCUUUACAGGUGACUUCUACGACACCUGUAAGAAGCUCCCCCAGGGUUUUCAGACAGUACUGCAGUUCCAGAGAGAGGUGUCCAUGAUGUCUCCUGCCUUCCACCUGCCCUACAGUGUGGAUGUGACCGUUGGGGACCAGACAGGUCUUCAGGACUUUGUGGAUAACCACACCCUGUACCAGUCCCUGUGUGCCAGCCUGGGUAUGGACAGUACCUGGGAGGUGACACUCCAGCGGAGUCAGUACAUCGCCUGGCAGUUCUACGGAGACCAGACAUCCAGGUUCCUCCGGAUCUUCCCUGCACUGAAGGAGACCCAGGAACAGUGUUCCAACAAGAUGACUGACCUACCAAUCAGAACAUGGUUCUCCAGUGCAGCGAGCAGUCCCAAAGAUGUCAUCAUCAUCUUGGAUCCCCACUACGCUGAGAAUCUCUCCCUCCUGAAGACAACAGCCAGUGCCCUCAUUGCUACCCUGACCCGCUUUGACUAUGCCAACAUCCUCACAACAUCAGGACAGCAGUUUGUUCCAGGGAUGCUGAGAGCCUAUGGAGAUGUCCGAACGGCCAUGAUUCAGUUUGUCAAUCAAACAGAAGUUGUGGGAGACACAGAUCUCAGGCAUAGUUUUGUUAGCGUACAGGGUAUUGUUGAUCGCGCACUGCAGUCAAGCAACACCACUCACUGUGUGACAGCAGUGGUGCUGAUUACCGACUAUGUCGUCCUCCCAGGUGUGUUAGAGCACCUGAGGGGAAAAGCAUUCCGCAUCUUUGCGUACACCGUCGGACCUUGGUCGGACCAAACGAAUGCAAAGAGAGCGUCGUGUGAGAACAUGGGGACGUGGACUCAUGUCGCAACUGUAGAGGACGUUUGGACAAAGAUUGCUGAUUACUACAACUACUUCAGUAUGAAUGAAAAGACCAACAAUGUGAUCUGGACAGAGCCCUAUGAAGACAGGUAUGGCCUGGGUGAGAUUGUGUCAGGGUGCCUGCCUGUAUACGACAUACAGAGUGAGUUCCUGACCCUGCUGGGGGUCACAUGUCUGGACCUGACCAAACAGAGGAUACUCAGCUUCCCUAACGAUGGUGAAGAGGUAUUCAACUCAAUGCAGUCGCUGUCCCAGAGAAGAUGCCCGGCCAGCCAGCUGACAGAGACUCAGAUAGAGAAGAUCAGGAAGCCUGAGGCAAAGUGCAGAGGUCAGCAGGUCACGGGAGCUGUUCAGGGGAUGGAGGACUCACUGCAGAGGGGUGUGGUUAUAGCACAGAAGACUCUUGCACUGGAUGGACAGGCUUGUCAUGGGACAGCUGACCUGGCUGCUACAGACAGCUGUGACAUCACUGUUGGACAGAGGACCAACUCUAGCCUGAUCCUCUCCACAGAUGACCACAGCAGGACCAGUAAUAUGUCUCCUGGAUCACCACUCUACAAGGGACUGUGUGUCUCAGCCACUCUUAUACAGAACUGGAGAAUGACCCAUGACAGUGUUGAGACAUCCCUCCCCAUCCUGCACCAGUACUUUGUGUCGAACCCGUCAGAGUUGACCAGCCACAUCAGGGUGUACCCAGGGGUGGCCAUGUCUGGGGACCAGUGCACAGACACAGGCAGGCACAACAUACUACAGACUGUGUUGGCUGAAACUCAGAGCAAUGUUGGUGCCUUUCUGUACCCCAAGACAAUGGUGAUCAUCCUCCACAACACUAGAGCAGCCACAAAAUCACAGAUGGUCCAAACAGCCUUGGAUCUCACCGACACACUGUCACAGUGGGAUAGAAUCAAUGUAGUCACCAGCCAAGGGACUGUCUUUACUGGCCAAGUUGUAAAUGCUGAGGAAUCUAAUAAGGAUAUGAUAAGACAUUAUUUACAUGACAUAUCUGCGCUAGAUUCUGAUGUUGACAAUCUACUUCACAAUGCGGCUUUGCUGUUUGAAGCCUCUACAGAUGUGUGCAAUGGACUGUUGUUUCUUCUCAGUGACAGUGCCUUGACUGCGGACCAUGUUGCUGCUGUUAAUGUCAAUGCUACUGUGUUUGUGAAAACCUUCGGUGGUUUGGCCAAUCAGGAUUCCUCUAGGACUGUUGCCAUGGAAAUAGCCUGCCAACAUGGAGGAUCAUGGGAAAGUGCAGAUGUACCAGUAGAAAACUAUCUGCAGUUUUUUCCCAGGAGUUUUGAGAAUGUUAGAGACCCAGUCUGGUUCAACAGAUCACAUGACUUCCUAACAUCACCAGACAGUGAACCAGUCAUGACCGCCUGCCUACCAGCCACCCGUGGGGGCCACACAGCGGGGUUCCUGUGUGCAGAGAGUACCAAUGUUCAUGAGCUACAGGGUGGGAUGAGGCCAUUAUCAAAGGGCCGUACACAGUGUAGGAGAACAGAACUGAGUCAGGACCAGAGGGAGACACUCAGGAGACCAGAGGCCAAGUGUAGUAAACUGUCAGGGAAGGGAACAGAGGCGGAGGGAACAACACUAGGGGUUACCCCUGAACCUGGGGUGCCUCCUACAGGUGGUGCGGGCAUGGCACCUGGUAAGAUCAUUGCCAUAGUGAUCGGGUGUCUCCUGAUCAUCGCCCUGGUGGCAGGCCCUCUACUCUGGUACUACAAGAAAAGGAGAAAUGACAGAGUUGACGGCUUCCUCAGACUAGACUUCCUGACAGAUGAGAUUGAGCUGGAUGGUGAUGCUGAUGAGGUGGACAGCAGCACCACAGCACCGCUACUCACCAACCAAGUGGAGUAGCUCAGCUGGCGGUGCUGUCUUACUCCAUUCUGUGCUGUUUCUGCUGUCAACCUUCUCAGUAUUGUUGCAAUUUUCAUGCUUUGUAUUUACAAUCCAGUGGCUGUGCCUCUCUGAUUAUAACUGGUGGUUAUUUAAAGUAUAGUGAAAACUUGUGCUGCUGUUUCAAGACAAAGAAUGAACCAAAGUGUAAAGACAAAAUAAUCAAACUGUUGCCUAGUCUGUUAUGAUGCAUUUUGCAGCCAACCCUUGUCUCACCACACUUACAGUUUGCAAGGAUCUUUAAGUUAGGAAAAGUGGUCGUCUAGGAGGAGUGGUUGCGCAUGCUUGGACUAAUACCCCAAAGUUUAACAUUAGAUUCUAACUUUGUUCAACCACAUCUAUCUGAUCUCUACUGUGGUUUUCUAUUGAAAUAUAAAGAUUACAGUGUGUAUCAGAAAAUAUUGUUUCGACCAAUUCUCCUGGUUUUGAAAUGAAAUCAAGGCUAGCACAUGCAGAAAUCUUCCAUUUGAAAUGGGCAGCUGCUUUGCUGGGUACCGAUGUCAAUCAAGCUUGGCUGUUGAAUGGGGAAUGAAAUCCCCCUGGGCACUGCAAAAAGUGGUGGCUGGUGGGGUAAGACAUUUGGCUGCUUAGCACAGGGCAUUAUCUAAAUAUGCAAAAUAGGAUGAAACUGUAAUAAUUUUGCUUGUGACUAGAGGUGGUUGGCUGCACCUAUUGGCUUAUAUUACCAGUCAGGAUUUACUAUUGUACAGACAAUCUAUCUUUAAGUUAAAGUGCUGUAGCCUUGUUGUCUAGAAAAUGUCACUAAGUGAUAAGUAAUGUGCCUAAUAUAGAUAUGCAGCAGGAAACACAAUCAGGUGUAGGCUUUAGAAUCAUGUUAGAGAAGAGAAAGAGAGAAACUGUAGACAUGUGUAGUAUAAUAUGUGAUAAAUAAAUAGUUUUUAAAGAAAGAAUUAUCUACAAUUAUCAUUGAAA
Messenger RNA from Branchiostoma floridae (Florida lancelet), 6625 nucleotides. RefSeq lists its product as uncharacterized. Gene Ontology annotation, cellular component: voltage-gated calcium channel complex. Gene Ontology annotation, molecular function: voltage-gated calcium channel activity. Bases 17 to 5653 code for a protein of 1878 amino acids. The record is from RefSeq and is a predicted model, not a curated record. The transcript has 26 exons. Lineage: Eukaryota; Metazoa; Chordata; Leptocardii; Amphioxiformes; Branchiostomatidae.